CCUGGGUCAGCCAGACUGAAGGCAGUCAGGUAAGAUCAAAAGCCCUUAAUUAACUCUGGCCUGAGGGCUUUUUUUGCAGCUCUGGUCUUGUCUGGACUUGCAGUGUGUUUGCACUUCUUGAGGAUGGUCACUGUCAGGAGACUUUAUCAAAGGUUCUGCCGCCUGGCAAAAGCUGUAGCACUGAAACAAAACAGGAAAUAUGACAAGUGGAGCGCCAUAGCCAAUGGCAUCAUGGUGCACGAGAAGAGCCAGGCAGUUUCAGAUGGAGAACUGAACAUGUCUGCACGGGGCUGUGGAGGCAGCAGCUGCAGUCUUCCAGGGACUCCGGGCGGAGAGGCCAGCCCUGCCAACAGUGUGCUGAGCUGGGCCGUGUCAUUUGAGAAGCUGUUGGAGGACCCUUCUGGGGUCCGUUACUUUACGUCCUUCUUGAUGUCCGAAGUGAGUGCAGAGAACAUUUUAUUCUGGCAGGCCUGUGAGAAGUUCAGGAAGAUCUCGCCCACCUGCAUGGAUGAGCUGAAAAGAGUCGCUCGCUCCAUAUACAACACCUACCUGUCUGACAACGCUCCCUACUCGGUCAACAUUGAUGACACCGCCAAGACGGAGGAGAAGGACCUGGAGCAGCCCACACCUGACAUGUUCCACAAGGCUCAAACUCAGAUAUUCAAGCUGAUGAAGAUGGACAGCUACAGGCGCUUUGUACGCUCCCCUCUUUACCAGAAGUGCACGUUGGCGAGUGUAGAAGGAAAACUUCUUCCUCAGCUCUCUAACGAGAAGACUCGCAUGGGAUCCUGGGAGGAUGUGGCUACGAACACAAAGAAUAAAAAAGCAGACUCCAACAGUUUACCAGGCAACAAGAAUGCCUCAGAGAAACAGAAAAGGGGAUCCUGGGGAGAUACAUCCAUCGUCCAGGGCGCACACUUCCAUAAAGACUCCCAUAUGUCGGUCAAGUCGACCAGCAGCGUGGAGCUUGGUUCCCUCUACAGGCAGACAGACAAUGGCAAGUCAAAUGUCCAGUCUCCAGAUCAGGGAAGUGGAGGCGGGAGUCGUAUUGAGGUGGAAGGAGGCUAUUGCUGUGUCUACCUUCCAGAUGGCAGUGCCUCCCUGGCCCCCACACAUAAUGGCCAACCCAUCAAAGAGAUGCUGUCUAGCCUGUGUGAGAAGAGGGGCUUCCCACUCAAGGAUGUAAUCAUUUAUCUUCAUGGGAUGGACAAGCCUUUAUCACUGGACCAGGACUGCUCUGUGCUUCGGGAUCAGCAGGUCUCUCUCGAGCUCAGGGUGACGUUUGCUCUCGAUAUUGCCUUCACCGGUAAGAUAGUGGGAAUCAUGGCGAAGUCGAGUAAGACGCUGCAGGAUGCUCUGUCUAUCGUGAUGCAGAAGCACAACCUCAGGCCACAAGAGGCUGUGGUCACCAUGGUUGGAAGUGAUGAGCCCAUAAACAUGAGCAGCACCGUGUUCAGAUUAGCCAAUAAGACGCUACGACUCGACAGAGCCAAAGGAAAAGACCAGACCUACAUUUCCAGAGGCAGUGGUUCUGCUCUAGGCGCACAGACUGGAGGAGCGAGUGGAGGCGGCGUGGAGGCCACUUCAUCGCUGCAGACCGACAGAGCCAAGACUCAGCCCAAGCCCAGUAAGAACCGCGACAUGGAGGGGUUUCUGGACAUGCUGACCAGAGCGCAGUGCUACAGGGUGGAUGACCAGCGAGGCCUUUUGACAAAAGAGCAGCUGGAGGUUCCUCUGUUCCUGCAGAAGUCUUCAGACCAGGGGCAGGAUGCAGAGCAAGCAGAGCCCGGUUUAAACUGCUCUUCCUCAACAGAAUCCACUGAGGAUUCGGGGGAUAAGACCUCACCUUCUCCGAGUCUAGCCGGUGCGGCUGAGGGAAACCCUGGCUCUGCCGAAUCGGAACCUAAAGACGUAAGGGAAACGUCGGUUUGAAAGACUCUGAUUGGUUUUGGAUGGACAAGGAUGCGAGAACAUUUUGGCAAGAUGCCGCCAAUCAAAAACUCAUUUAAGUCUGAAAUUGUUAAGCACUUUUACAAAAAAAAAAAGAAAUUAAUGAAACAAAAAAACAGUGGUUUACAAAUAAGCUUUUAAUCCAGCAGCAUCUCUGCUGCUGAUGAAUGGCCUUUUGAGGCAAAUUGGAAAGAAGAAAAGAGAUCAUGGCAAGCAGUUUUAGUGUCAUCUAAAAACACUACACACCUAUGCAGGAAAUGUUUGCUAUGAAUUGUUUAAUGCACACAUAAAUAUGUAUGAAAAUAAGUUUUAUUUCAGCUCAUCGCCCUGAAACCUGUGUUUUAAAUGGCUUCUCUCUCAUAUUUAAUGCUGUACAGUGUGAGGUACAGCUCAUGCUUUUCUUUAAACUCUAAAAUGUGUCUCUGCAGGAACUAGUGACUUUUGCACAAUUUGUGUUUUCUUCAUUUCCUUUUAGACUUUGUGUUUUAUGCUUUGGGAUAUUUGUGAUGCGUGUUUGUGAUACUAAGAUUACGUUUGGUUUGCUGUGUGAUGGCCUCUCACAAAACCCUGCUCAAAUCACGUCUUCCUGUCACUUUAGAUUGUAGUCUCUCCGGUUCCUCACCUUUUUUUUUUACGAGCAAGUACAUGUUUCACGGGGGUGACUCAGAUGUUGUGAUGAUCAGAAAUCUCUGGGAGCAGCCAAAGAAUUAAAAUGCUUCAUGGUGAAAAAAAUUGAGCCUUUUUAUCUCUGCAUUUGCUGUGGAGCGAACUCCACGGGAGUCACGGUUAGUUUGUUUUUGGGGGAGGAAACACUGACGUCACUUGACAGAAGUUGUGCGACUUUGGUUUCAUACGAAGUGAAGCCGGAGCCCAUUGACCCAGUGGACUGUUUGAGUGAGUCAUGAGGUUCCUCCUUCCUAAAAUGUUGUCAUGUAAUGAUGUCAGGUUUGCACAGUGACGGCGGUCGUUGCAGUGCUGUGAUUGGUUCUCUGUGAUGGAUGUGUGACCAAUGACUGGCCUCGUCUGUCUACAGACUUGUUGCUGGUAGGUGUCUCUCAGUUGAGGAGCUCAGGACUAUUAUGGGGUGUAUUUGGCCAUCGUGAGGGUUACAAAACAAAUUGGCUGAGUCAUAGGUAGACUCACCCACAUGGAUGCUGUCAUCAGGGUUACAUUUAUUAUAUUUUUGUACAGAUUACAGAGGUUGUUUAAUGCACUUACCCACUGAAUGAUGUACCUGAGACAAUGGAACAGCUGCUUCUGUAAUCAUAAAUGUGCAGUGUACAUGAAUCAUACCUUUUUAUGUCACCACACCACAAACUGACAUGGCUCCAGACAUUUGCAUGCAUGCCGAUGAUUGGCAUGGUGUUUGUGUACGUGCGUGCGUGUGUGUGUGUGAGUGGUGCGUCGGCUGUGUUCUGAAUGGGCAGAGAGGGGUGUGCCCUCACAGACACCAUAGCAGCAGUGAGAUGAGGAGCGCCAUCUACUCCACUGCACGUCUGCUGAACUGAGGGAGGACGAGAGGAGGAAAAGGAAGAGGGGAGAAAAGGAGUAAAACAGAGUUUCUGAAGGUCAUCAUCCGUCUUUAACCUCUGCCACUGAACGUCUCCUAAAGGGCGGGAAAAAGAAAGUCAGCCAUGGAGCAGAAGACAAACGAAAGUCCCACCUCCACUUCUCCCCAGAAGCACAUGAAGAACAGGUCCAAGUCAACAGAGGAGAUGCAGCAGUCAAAGAAGGCCUUUUCCUCACAAAAAUCACUCCCAGGCAGACCAGAGCUGGACAAAGUAAAGGAGUGUCCAGAGGGCUCUGAGGUGCCCUCGUCCUCCACUGAAGUGAAGUGAUAAAGGAAAGCAUCAGUUGGACAGUAAAGUUGCAGUGAUGCGACACGGUCACCAUGAAUCGACAUGAUACAUACAUAAAGAUGUACACACUGUGAACUGUAUAUGCGAAAAAAAAAAAAACCAUCAAAAUAAGAUGACGAAUAAUAAACAAUUAACUGAACAUGCGCGUUCAUUCGGUUUGAGACCAUUGCAUGUGAACAUAACAACACACAUGAUGAUACUGUGUCCUUGUACUGUGUCACACACACUGAAUGUGUGUUUACAAUAAAGUGGUCACUCAUCUGUUCUCACCCACACCUGUAAUGAAUUGUGUGUAAACCGCGCCUCCAUCGAUGCUGCAGACUCUCACUGUGGUUGAAAGAAGUUCCUGUGAUGUGAAAUUAGUAAAGCUGACCAAUGCA
Messenger RNA from Solea solea (common sole), 4189 nucleotides. RefSeq names its product regulator of G protein signaling 14b (gene rgs14b). Bases 124 to 1932 code for a protein of 602 amino acids. The record is from RefSeq and is a predicted model, not a curated record. Gene Ontology annotation, biological process: signal transduction. Gene Ontology annotation, molecular function: GTPase activator activity. The transcript is spliced from 19 exons. Lineage: Eukaryota; Metazoa; Chordata; Actinopteri; Pleuronectiformes; Soleidae.